Molecule: messenger RNA, 255 nt
Organism: Caenorhabditis bovis
Lineage: Eukaryota; Metazoa; Nematoda; Chromadorea; Rhabditida; Rhabditidae
Source: the annotation of a GenBank genome assembly
AUGAAAUCCGUCUACUUUUUGCUUUUGCUUUCUUUCAUCGUUGCUAUCAAUGCGCGAAAAGUGAGCGAUGAAGAAUAUCGAAGCCCACUUGAGCGCAAACCAGCUCCGCCGCCGGCAACAUUCUCGAACGGCGUAAACGGCGUCCGUAUCAACGUUGAAAUUCUCCCGCAACACACCGAUGGCGACGAUUCUGAUUCAUCCGAACAUCACGUUCGGAAAUCGAGAAAACAUAAGAUGAGAUUUGUCCGAGACUAA